UUUUUUAUUUGACGUUAAAUAAACUUAACCUCACUUUCUAUUUAAACUACGAAAACAACUAUAAACUUUUAAAUUAAUACUACUGAAUAUUUAUUACAAAUAUUGUAAAUGAGUGCAGAUACCAUAGAAAACUUUUAUGGAGUAUAUUUAUUAUACUGUUUGAAUAUUAAGUACAAAGGUAGGACUUACAUAGGGUAUACAGUAGAUCCCAAUCGUAGGAUUAAGCAACACAAUAAGGGAAAACAAUUUGGAGGCGCAUGGAAAACUAGUAAUAAAGGACCAUGGUCUAUGGUAUUAAUAAUACAUGGAUUUCCAAAUGACAUAUCAGCACUUCGGUUUGAAUGGGCCUGGCAACAUCCUCAUGUAUCUAGGAGGUUAAAACAUGUAAGUAAAAAGAAAAAAACUGAAAAAACGUUUGACUUUUGUAUAAGAGUUUUAUCGGAAAUGCUACAAGUGGGACCAUGGUGUAGACUACCACUUUGUAUCCGAUGGUUAAAUCAAGAUUUCAUCACUGAUUUCCCAGUGUGUUCAUUACCUCCACUUCAUAUGCCGAUAUGUAAUGGUGCAGUAGUGAGUAAAAAAGUGACAAAACCAACUUUAACUGAUAAUAAUUCAAAUAUUAUCCAAACCUGCGAUGUAUGUAGCGAAAAAAUUAUCACUCAAGCAAUUAAAUGUGUUAAUUACAACUGUGAUCUAACAACUCAUUUACUUUGUUUAUCUAACAGUUUUUUAAAGCCCGGAGAAUACAUUCCUAUUGAAGGACGAUGUCCGAAAUGUGAGAAUAUUUAUUUGUGGGGUGAUUAUGUACGAAAAUACAAGGGAUGUUACAAUAAUGUGAAUUUAAGUAUCAGUAUUCAGGAUGCUAAUGAAUUAUACUUGUCAGACUCAGAAUGAUUGUAUUAUUUCUGCACAUAUUUUAUUAAUAAAUAAUUUUUAUAUCUAUCAAA
Molecule: messenger RNA, 947 nt
Organism: Diorhabda carinulata
Lineage: Eukaryota; Metazoa; Arthropoda; Insecta; Coleoptera; Chrysomelidae
Product: structure-specific endonuclease subunit slx1
Exons: 4
Coding region: 109-894 (261 amino acids)
Biological process (GO): double-strand break repair via homologous recombination
Cellular component (GO): Slx1-Slx4 complex
Molecular function (GO): 5'-flap endonuclease activity; crossover junction DNA endonuclease activity
Source: RefSeq, a predicted model, not a curated record